Trichosporon asahii var. asahii CBS 2479 is the source of this 2550-nucleotide messenger RNA. RefSeq lists its product as uncharacterized. Bases 1 to 2550 code for a protein of 849 amino acids. NCBI's taxonomy places the organism in Eukaryota, Fungi, Basidiomycota, Tremellomycetes, Trichosporonales, Trichosporonaceae. The record is from RefSeq and is a predicted model, not a curated record. The transcript has 3 exons. Gene Ontology annotation, cellular component: nucleolus; small-subunit processome; 90S preribosome. Gene Ontology annotation, molecular function: U3 snoRNA binding; protein binding. Gene Ontology annotation, biological process: endonucleolytic cleavage to generate mature 5'-end of SSU-rRNA from (SSU-rRNA, 5.8S rRNA, LSU-rRNA); endonucleolytic cleavage in 5'-ETS of tricistronic rRNA transcript (SSU-rRNA, 5.8S rRNA, LSU-rRNA).
AUGAACGGCAACAAGCGCGAGCUCAAAACGAGCUUCCGAGCAUCACCAACUUCGAUUCGGCCGCUGUACACCGGUGGCCCGGUGCUGUUGACGCGCGAUGGCGAGUGGCUCAUCUCUACCAUGGGCGAGGAGGUGCUUGUGACUGAGGUCCGGACAGGACGGGGAGUCGCCAAAGUCAAAGGAUCGAAUACGAUCCGCUACUACCCGCUACCCGAAGAGGUUGAGGCGAAGCCGAUAACGCUUCAGUACGUGCGCGCUCUGCCGAAGGCUUCGAACGCUCCGAUCCUUGUCUCCGCCGUGUCUCCCGACAAUGCGCUCCUGGCUACGGGAUCGAGUGAUGGUGUCGUCAAGGUCUGGGAUCUGGCCGGCGGCUACGUCACGCACAUCUUCCGCGGACACGGUGGCCCCGUGUCAGCGCUCUACUUCUCGUUCCCAGAAAGUGAGGGACAGCAGCGCAUGGAGCUCUGGACCGGCAGCGUAGACACGAAGGUGCGCGUGUUCGACCUGCGGGAUGCUUCGGCGCGCGCUAGCGGAACAGGCAAGGCGAAGGCGACGCUCGACGGGCACGUGAGCACUGUGCGCGGUAUUGCCGUCAGCGCCGACGGCAAGAUCGCCAUCACCGGUGGACGAGACAAGGUCGUGCUUGUUUGGGACAUGCGGAAGAAGCCGAACGUUAUUGAGACGAUUCUCGUCAAUGAGCAGGUCGAGGCGUGCGGUCUCCUCGACCAGGAGGAGGGCGGGCGGCUCAUCACCUACACUGCUGGAGACGGGGGCAACGUCAAGCUGUGGGACACCCUGAAGGCGACCGAGGUUGGCGUCAUGAAGGGUGUCGAGGGUGUGGACGAGGUCGUUGGCGAGGAGGACGAGCAGCAGGGCGUCGUUUCGGUGCUCUACGACCGAUCUUCCGGCAGCCUGGUUAGCGUGCACGCGGACCAGAACAUCAUCUUCCACUCCAUCGCGACUCGUGCAACGACGCGCCAGAUUGUCGGAUUCAAUGACGACAUUGUCGAUGCGGCCUACCUGACCACUGAUGAGGGAGAGGCCACGCACCUCGCGCUUGCGACCAACUCGGCUCUCGUGAGGAUAUACUCGACUGCGACGUUCGACGCCCGCCUUCUCUCGGGACACCGGGACAUGGUGUUAUGUCUCGACAAGUCGGCUGAUGGACGAUGGCUGGUCACGGGUUCGAAGGACCGGACGGCGCGCGUGUGGGCGCCACGCGAGGGAGGAUGGCACUGUGUCGCCGUAUGCGAGGGUCACGCCGAGGCGGUCGGCGCGUUGGCGAUGUCGCGCAAGGGCGCUCCGUUCCUGUUCACGGCGUCGCAGGACCGUACCGUAAAGAUGUGGGAUCUGUCCGGCGUGACAGGGGACGAGGAGGAGCCCGUGCUCGCGCGCUCAAUGGCCACGCUCCACGUCGCAGACAAGGACAUAAACUCGCUCGACCUUGCGCCGAACGACCGUUUCCUCGCCUCUGGAUCGCAGGACAAGCUCGUCAAGCUCUUCGAGGUCGACCCCGCCGGCUCAGUCCGGCACAUCGGCACGUGCAAGGGCCACCGCCGAGGUGUUUGGAGCGUGCGUUUCUCGCGAACGGACCGUAUCGUCGCUUCCGGCGCUGCGGACAGGACGAUCAAGCUCUGGAGCCUGGACGACUUCACGUGUCUCAAGACGUUUGAGGGACACACGAACUCCGUCCUCCGCGUCGACUUCAUGACGCAGGGCAUGCAGCUCGUUUCGGCCGCCGGUGACGGUCUCGUCAAGAUCUGGAACAUUAAGGACGAGGAGUGCGCGGCGACGCUGGACAACCACGAGGACAAGGUGUGGGCGCUUGCCAUCAGCCCGGACGAGUCGACAAUCGUUUCGGCGGGAAGCGACUCGGUCGCGACGUUCUGGGAGGACUCGACCGAGGCCGAGCAGGCCGAGAAGAACGAGGCCCUUAUUGCCCAGGUCCAGUCCGAGCAGGACUUCAAUAACUACGUCGCCGUCAAGGACUACCGACGUGCCAUCCUGCUUGCGCUGGCGAUGAGCCAGCCCGGCCGUCUUCUGCACCUGUUCCGCACCGUCCUGCUUGGCGCCGAGAACACCGAGAGGGAGCUUGGCGACGACGACGGCUGCGGCGUGCCCGAGAUUGACCAGGUGAUCCGGACGCUGCCGUCGCUCGACCUCGUGCGUCUCCUCAAGCAUGUGCGUGAUUGGAACGCGUCGGCGAAGACGAGUCCCGUCGCGCAGGCGCUCCUCCACGCCAUCUUCAGGCUCAAGACGCCCGAUGAAAUCAUGGCCGCGUUCGAGGCUGCGACCAAGCCGGAGAAGAAGGACGAGGACGAGGAUGAGGACAUGGACGACGAGGACCCCGACGCCGAGGUCAAGCAGAAGGCUAAGAAGGCCACGGCGCCCACUAUCUCCAUGCGUGAGCUCCUUGACGGCCUCAUCCCGUACUCGGAGCGCCACAUGGGCCGUGUCGACCGCCUCGUCCAAGAGAGCUACCUCCUCGACUACACUAUCAGUGAGAUGGACGGGGGUCUGUUCGGAAACGAGGUCAUGGAGGUGGAGUAG